Vanessa atalanta (red admiral) is the source of this 1358-nucleotide messenger RNA. RefSeq names its product protein Rae1 (gene Rae1). The record is from RefSeq and is a predicted model, not a curated record. Gene Ontology annotation, cellular component: nuclear pore. Lineage: Eukaryota; Metazoa; Arthropoda; Insecta; Lepidoptera; Nymphalidae. Bases 261 to 1313 code for a protein of 350 amino acids. Gene Ontology annotation, biological process: RNA export from nucleus; transcription-dependent tethering of RNA polymerase II gene DNA at nuclear periphery. The transcript is spliced from 8 exons. Gene Ontology annotation, molecular function: ubiquitin binding; RNA binding.
UACAAGUGCCGAAAUAAAAAAAAAGCCGCUUCUCUGCAAUUUGUUAAUAAACUUUUAAUAAAGACAUAAAACCGUUUCAUAACUUCCAAUCAAAUUACAUAUCAUUUCAUAACUAGAGUUCUUGUGCCAGAUAAUUAGUUUUGUAUUGAACUUUAUCGUUCUAACCGAUUGUAGAUUGUAUGCGCACGUUUUUUGGUUAUAACUUUAAAAAGCUGUUGAUAUUUGCUGUUGAUAUUUAAAUAUAAUAUAUAUUUAGUAAAAUGUUCAAUCAACUCGGAGGCGGUAGCAGCAAUCCCAAUAAGGAUGUAGAAGUAGCGUCACCACCUGAAGAUACCGUCUCAGCGAUGGAAUUUUCACCACCCUCGGUACCGCAGACAUUCCUCGUAGCUGGUAGCUGGGACUGCAGAGUAAGAUGCUGGGAGGUCGAAGCUUCCGGGAAAACAGUACCCAAAGCAGCUCAGGGCAUGGACGGGCCCAUACUGGAUGUAGCUUGGCAUGAUGAUGGUUCCAAAGUAUUCAUGGCCUCUACAGAUAAGAGCGUUAAAUGUUGGGACCUUGCAGCUAAUCAAACUAUACAGGUGGCAGCUCAUGAUGCCCCCAUCAAUACCUGCCACUGGAUCAAAGCCCCAAACUACACUUGCCUCAUGACCGCCUCCUGGGACAAAACUCUUAAGUUCUGGGACACACGGAGCUCGGUGCCGAUAAUGACAAUGAACUUGAAUGAAAGGUGCUACUGCGCCGAUGUCGACUACCCGAUGGCGGUGGUGGGCACGGCGGACCGCGGCAUCUGCCUGUACACGCUCGAGGGCAAACCCGCCGAGUUCAAGCGAGUGGAGUCUCCGCUAAAGUACCAGCACCGCUGCAUCGCAAUCUUCCGCGACAAAAAGACCAAACAGCCCACCGGCUUCGCGCUCGGCAGCGUCGAGGGCCGAGUGGCUAUCCAGUACGUCAACCCUACUAACCCAAAGGACAACUUCACCUUCAAGUGCCACCGCUCCGCCGGAACCACCGGGGGCUACCAGGACAUCUACGCCGUGAACGACAUCGCCUUCCACCCGACGCACGGCACGCUGGCCACGGUGGGCUCGGACGGCUCGUUCUCGUUCUGGGACAAGGACGCGCGCACCAAGCUCAAGUCCUCCGAGCUGCUCGACCAGCCGCUCACCAAGUGCGCCUUCAACCACAACGGGCAGAUCUUCGCCUACGCCGUGGGCUACGACUGGUCUAAGGGUCACGAGCAUUACAAUCCAAACAAGAAGAACUUCAUUUUCUUACGGCCUUGUUACGAUGAUUUGAAGCCGAGAUCCACUUAAAGGUUUAAGUCAUUUUUUAUAAAUAAAAUUAUAUUUUGAAAAUAA